Messenger RNA from Drosophila willistoni, 627 nucleotides. RefSeq lists its product as uncharacterized. The record is from RefSeq and is a predicted model, not a curated record. NCBI's taxonomy places the organism in Eukaryota, Metazoa, Arthropoda, Insecta, Diptera, Drosophilidae. The coding region runs from base 152 to 574 and encodes 140 amino acids. The transcript has a single exon.
UUAUGUUAUCAUUUCAAAAUUUUUUUCGAUUUACAAUAUUUCGGAGCAAAAUUCUGUAUUUUUAUUCGGCGAAAAUUAUAAUCCGAUCCGAUUAUAAUCCGAUUUUUAAUACAAACUAGAUUUUAUAGUAACCGAAGAAGCUAAAUAAAAUAUGGGUACACGAACAAGAUGGGGUCGCAUUGAUCCCAAUGUUCAACUGCAAGUUAAUCUAAUGCCAUCCCUUAACAAGGUGAUCAAGCUAAAUCGAAAAACGUUGUCGCGUCGUGUCCAACGGCAGCUUUUGUUAAUGGCAUCGCCGUCGCCGUUUCUUAAUUUCAUGAACAAGUUUCGAUUGGAUGAGAUCCUAAUUAAUCACCAUUAUAAAGGCGUUUAUAGCAUGCGUACUUCUGCUACCAUAACAGAAUUGGCCACAUGUACUUGGAAUGUCAUGUCUGUUUUGGAUCGACAGCCAUACAUAAUGUUGGCUCGAAAAGCACAGUAUAUACAGCAGGCACGUAAACUGCCUAUUCUGGUGAAUCACGGAGCUAAGAACAGCUGGAAAACAAUCUCCUCUAAGAGCGCAGUCGGCAUUUGAAAUAUAAAUAGUACAGUUUAAAAUACGUAUUCGAUUAAAAAUUUAAAUGGUUA